AGACUGGAUAUACAGGAUUCACUGUCUUAAGCAGUUGGUUAAAUUUGAUUUGCUUUAACCCAGAGAGCCCUUUUGGCUACCAUUAGCCUGGCUUAUUUCAGAGCCAUCUACAGGAAGCUUGGGGUACCGUACCAAUUGGCUCUCUCCCAUCCUCCACUCCGCCAUCACCACCAUGUCGACGUCUUCAUUGCGCCGCCAGAUGAAGAAUAUUGUACAUAAUUACUCCGAAGCCGAAAUCAAGGUCCGGGAGGCUACAUCAAAUGACCCUUGGGGCCCAUCUAGUUCGCUCAUGUCUGAGAUUGCCGAUCUCACCUAUAAUGUGGUAGCCUUCUCAGAAAUCAUGAGCAUGAUCUGGAAGCGUCUCAAUGACCACGGGAAAAAUUGGCGUCAUGUCUAUAAGGCUAUGACACUUAUGGAAUACCUAAUCAAGACAGGCUCAGAGCGGGUUGCACAGCAGUGUAAAGAGAACAUCUACGCCAUCCAAACACUAAAGGAUUUUCAGUACGUUGACCGGGAUGGCAAAGAUCAAGGGGUCAACGUGCGGGAGAAGGCCAAGCAGCUGGUGGCCCUCCUUAAAGACGAUGAGCGUCUCAAAGAAGAGAGGGCCCAUGCCCUCAAAACUAAGGAGAAGCUGGCCCAGACCGCAACCGCUUCUUCUGCUUCGUCGUCUUUGGCAAAUGCCCCAGUAGAAGCAGAGCAAGCAUGGCCCCAGAGCAGUGGGGAAGAAGAGCUACAGCUACAAUUGGCCCUGGCCAUGAGUAAAGAGGAAGCGGAGCAGGAAGAGCGGAUCCGGCGGGGGGAUGACCUACGUCUCCAGAUGGCCAUUGAAGAGAGCAAGAAGGAGACGGUCCCUGCUAAGGAGGAGUCAUCCUUGAUGGACCUUACUGAUGUCUUUACUCCUCCACCACCUGCUGAUCCGUGGGGUGUUCAGCCUGUUCCUGCUGACCCUUGGGGUGCCUCUGCCAUAGUAGUGCCUGCAGCCCACACGAACCUGUGGGGACCCCCUGCUGUUGGAGCAGCCCCUACAGGAGAUCCAUGGGGAACUUCCACAGCACCUCCUGCACCUCCCUCAGCCCCCUGGGGAGUGCCCCCAGCUGCUAGUGCUGAUCCCUGGAAGGCCGAAGGUGGGAUUUCUGUGGGGCCCACAACAGCACCACCCAUAGACCCAUGGUCCUCCAGCACGGCUCCCACACCUGCUCCUGAUCCUUGGGCUCCAGCGUCCACUUUUUCAGAUCCCUGGGGGAGCUCCCCUUCUAAGCCGAGCACCAACGGCGUGGCAGCUGCCAGAGGCUUUGAGCAGUUUGAUGACGGGGACAGGGAUGAAUUCUCUGAUUUUGACAGCCUGCGCCCAGCACUGCCCAAAUCUGGAAGCAGCACAGGUGAACUGUCCCUCUUAGCAGGGGAGGUCCCUGUCUCUCAAGCUGGCAGUGGCAAGGGCAGCCCCAAUGCUUUUGACAUGGCUGCCAUGGCUGGGUCACUGCCAGAGACCUGCAAGCCGAUGCGUAAAACUCCCGAGUCAUUCCUGGGUCCCAACGCAGCCCUCGUGGAUCUGGACUCGCUGGUUAGCAAACCUGCUGCUCUAUCUAGCAGCACCAAGGCUUCCAACCCCUUCCUCCCCCCUGGUUCAGCUCCCGCCCUAUCUGCCUCGGCCACCAAUCCAUUCCAGGCAGCGGCAGCCACCCCGCUGUCACUCAAUCAGCUCCGUGUCAGUCCAGUACUUUCGUUAUCACAGCCAGCGCCACCAGCGUUUCCUGCCACAGCUCCAAUGGUCUCCGUGUCUCCCAUGGCUCCCGGGAUGCCCUUAGCCUCUGUUUCCCCCAUGCUGGCGGUGCAGCCCUUGGGGGCUGUUCCCCCUCUGGGGCUCCCUGCCAUGGGGCUGCCCCCUCAGAGCCUGCCCCCUGCCGGCGUUGUUCCCAGCAGCACUUCGGCUUCCGCCCUGGGGAGCACCAACCCCUUUUUGCUAUAACUGGGGGACCUUUGGCUCGGUGUUGACCACCUAAACAUCCCCUUUCGCCCUGUGUUCCCCAUUGGCAGUGGGGCCCUCCAAUGGCAGCCACCGAGCAGGGGCAGCUGAACUGGGAUGGGAGGGAGGUGGAAGGAAACAGAGGGACCCAAGUCUUUGCAGGCCCUCCACCCCCAUGUUGGGAGGCCAGGAGGGUCUUUCUGAAAAUUGGUUUCCCCUUUCUCCCCAGGCCCGCUCUGCUGGGACCUGGAAAGAUCCUUUUCUAGUACCAAAGUCUAAGGAGCCACAGAGGCCACACCCAGUGACUAGUUCAACGGGGAGGAAUCUAUUCACUGAAGCAGAACUGGGGGAAGAGGGCUCUUCCCUAAAAGUGAUCUUUGAAUCCUUUCACGUUUUUUU
Messenger RNA from Protobothrops mucrosquamatus (brown spotted pit viper), 2362 nucleotides. RefSeq names its product epsin-1-like. Lineage: Eukaryota; Metazoa; Chordata; Lepidosauria; Squamata; Viperidae. The transcript is spliced from 9 exons. Gene Ontology annotation, molecular function: phospholipid binding; clathrin binding. The record is from RefSeq and is a predicted model, not a curated record. Gene Ontology annotation, biological process: endocytosis. Gene Ontology annotation, cellular component: endosome; clathrin vesicle coat; plasma membrane. Bases 173 to 1966 code for a protein of 597 amino acids.